AUGAAAGCAGGAGAUGAUGUUAUGGAUGUUUGGGCAAAUAAUUUAGAAGAAGAGAUGCUCAAAAUAUCAAAACUUGUCGAAACUUAUAAAUUCGUCGGAAUGGAUACAGAAUUUUCUGGAUUUAUUGUUAAAACUUUUAAUAAUACACCAGAUGAUGUAAAAUAUCAUGCAGAACAGACAAAUGUCAAUCUUUUAAAACUAAUACAAAUAGGAAUUACACUUGGUGAUGAAAAAGGAAAUCGUCCAUCUCCUUAUUGUACUUGGCAAUUUAAUUUUAAGUUCAAUGUUAACUCUGACUUGCAAGCUGCAGAGUCAAUCAAUUUGUUACGUCAAUCAGGCAUAGAUUUCGAUAAAUUCUAUAAAGAUGGAAUUGAUAUUUACGAUUUUGUACCAAUGUUUUAUUCAAGUGGAUUAGUUAUGAACGAUAAAAUCAAUUGGAUCACAUUCCAAUGUGGAUAUGACAUUGCAUAUCUUGUUAAACUUGUUUCUGCUUCACCUUUACCAAAAUCUGAUACAGAAUUUGCCAAAAUUGUUAAGCAGUACUUUCCAAAUUACUAUGAUUUACGAUAUAUUAUGGGUACAAUAACUGAUCAAGUCGGAUCUCUUCAGGAAGUCGCCAGAGACUUAAAUGUUCACAGAUAUGGCCCAGUUCAUCAGGCAGGAUCCGAUUCAUACGUUACAUUACUGUCAUAUUAUAAAGUAAUCGAACAACAUUUUGAUGGAAAUUUAACUUUAGAAAAAUUUAGAAACAAAGGCCAAUAA
Trichomonas vaginalis G3 is the source of this 762-nucleotide messenger RNA. Its product is annotated as exonucleolytic nuclear-transcribed mRNA catabolic process involved in deadenylation-dependent decay. The record is from RefSeq and is a predicted model, not a curated record. Lineage: Eukaryota; Parabasalia; Trichomonadida; Trichomonadidae. Gene Ontology annotation, molecular function: nucleic acid binding; poly(A)-specific ribonuclease activity. Gene Ontology annotation, cellular component: CCR4-NOT core complex; P-body; CCR4-NOT complex. The transcript has a single exon. The coding region runs from base 1 to 762 and encodes 253 amino acids.